UUACCAUAUGGCAUAUGGUAUACUAUUAAAAGGUUUUCCCUAAGGUAUACUUUAGGUUGUUUGGGGUUAAAGAAAUGGGGAGAGGCAAAGUAGAGCUGAAGAGAAUAGAGAACCCAACAAGUAGGCAGGUGACCUUCUCAAAGAGGAGAAAUGGCCUUUUGAAGAAGGCUCUUGAAUUGUCCAUCUUAUGCGAUGCUGAAGUUGCACUCCUCAUCUUCUCUCCCUCUGGAAAGGCUUAUCAGUUUGCUAGCCAUGACAUGCACAGAACCAUUGGGAGGUUUCGCGAUGAAAGAGGAUUACCUCAAUCAAGUGACCAACGCUCUAGAUCAAUGGAGAGUAAAUUCUUUGGAAACACCAAAAGUAGAAAAAUUUCUCCAGGUGAUUGA
Corylus avellana is the source of this 386-nucleotide messenger RNA. The record is from RefSeq and is a predicted model, not a curated record. NCBI's taxonomy places the organism in Eukaryota, Viridiplantae, Streptophyta, Magnoliopsida, Fagales, Betulaceae.